Molecule: messenger RNA, 1827 nt
Organism: Rotaria socialis
Lineage: Eukaryota; Metazoa; Rotifera; Eurotatoria; Philodinida; Philodinidae
Source: the annotation of a GenBank genome assembly
AUGUCAGCUACUACUCCAUUUCCACCAACUUUGAAUACCGUAGACGAUUGUACUAUUUGUUUAAAUGCUCUGGCACCCGGCACUGCAUUGCUAACCCUAUCUUGUAGUCAUCAGUUUCAUCUUCAAUGUCUAGCCUCGAGUAUUCAAGCACAAAAUAACGAGUGUCCUUUGUGUCGAGCUACACUUGAUGCAUCUAUUGUACAACUAUUAGCAGGCCCUCGUCAAAUACCGGUCCGACAGCAAGCAUUCCCAUUCCCAUUUCCAGUACCCACUGCCGUGAAUCAGGAUAUUCCAUCAGUCGAGGAUCUGGUUGAUGAAGCUCUUGUACGAGAUCUUUCCGAUCGUCUUGCUUCUGCUCGGCAAGCUGCAGUUGAAUCGACAAAUUCAUCAAAUAGUCUACCAUUGAUCGCAGCUUCGACCACACUUGAAUAUAACGCUUGUGCGCCUCAUGACGUGUCGAAUAUUUAUGGUUUAGUAACUGUGCAAGCACCUCCAUGUUUGAAAACUGCUGAUGAUAGUUCACUAAGCGUAUCUCGUGUUCCCAUUGAUCUAAUUUGUGUUGUUGAUCAGAGUGGCUCUAUGGCAGGUGAUAAAAUGAUUUUAUUGAAACAAACUUUAGUCUAUAUUGUCGAACAAAUGAGUGAACUUGAUCGAGUAGCAAUUGUCUCGUUCGAUACACUCGCUUAUGACAGAUCACACGGACUUAAACGUAUGAACCAACAAAACCAAAAUAUCUUGAAGAAUAUAAUCAACAAUGAUAUUCACGAUGCAGGUGGUACUUAUAUCGGCCAAGGGUUAGAAAUGGGCAUUAAUCUCUUUAGAACUCGACAAACGAAAAAUCCUGUGAGCGCUUUACUAUUGCUCACCGAUGGACAAGAUAACCAAACACAUGACUACACACAACUUAUGCAGACAUUACCUGAAGGUGUUCAAUGUCACACAUUCGGCUAUGGCCCCGACCACACAGCUGCAUUACUCGUACGAUUGGCUGAACAAGGAAACGGAGGCACCUUCACUUAUAUUGAUGAAGAAGAAGCUGUAGGUUCUGCCUUUGCGAUCACUUUAGGUGGUCUAUUCACAUGUAUGGCUCAACAAGUUCGAGUCAAUAUUGAAUUGAGUGAAGGCUAUGCGGUAACUCAUGUUCACUCGCGAUAUAAAUACGAACCUGAGCAAUUGCCGUCGAAUAUGAUUACUUUUAAUUUACAUGAUCUAAAUGGUGACGAAAAACGAAAUCUCAUUUUUCAACUUCAUGUGCCGAAAUUGGAUAGUAAUGAACAAAAUAUGGACAACCUCAGUCAACAACCAAUGAUACUAAGUCAAACGACAGAAGAAUUACAAUUGUCUGAAAGUCACACUAUCGGUACCGUGAAAAUUACUUACAUGGAUCCUAAUACUGGCCGCACAGUUACAAUAGAUCCUGUGCCAUUUAAGUUAGUUCGAGAUUCAAAUUCACCGGCUGAUCUCCUUCAAGUGAAUCACACUCUCGAUCUUCAACGAAACCGAGUAGAAACUGCCAAUGCAUUAGAAAGAGCUAUGGCUGAGAGCGAUUACCGACAAUCACUUGCUAUUCUCAAAGCUCAAGUAGAAAAGAUCAAGGCUAGUGUAUCUGCACAAGACCCAUUCAGUCAACAACUCAUUCAAGAUCUCCAGUAUAACUACCCAUCAGAACGAGACUAUCGAUCAUCACAUCAUAAUACUUAUAUGUGUCAUACAACCGAACGAGGAACAUACGUGCCGACGACGAUGAUUAGUUCACAACAAUAUAUAAGCAGCAUGCAAAGGCAGCAGGCCGCUCAUUACUAUAACAUACAUAAGGGAUCAAACUAA